AUGGCUCCGCGCUCAUUACUUGAAUCAUUACGCCAGCAAAUUGCAUCAUGCGAAACUCAAUUACAAGAUCUGCGUCAACAACUUGCAGAAGCAGAACGUUCAGAGCGACAACGGCGAGCCCAUGAUCACCCGCAACACACCUCCAGCAUUGAUCCUCUCACACAUGAUAUGAGCUAUGGUAUCCACGAUGACUUCCGAUCUGAAGUUUUCGCCGUUUUGUCCCAUGUGGAUGAGCAACGACCGGCGGCAAGCCGGUGGCCACUCGAGCCUACAGAGUACAAACGAUACGGCCGUCAACUCAUCAUGCCUCAGAUAGGCAUUCAAGGCCAACUCCGUCUGAAGAAUGCCUCUAUCUUGAUUGUUGGCGUUGGAGGCUUAGGCUGUCCCGCAGCCGCAUAUCUAGUUGGCGCAGGUAUUGGUACGGUCGGAUUAAUAGAUGGAGACGUUGUUGAGGAGUCCAAUCUUCAUCGACAGAUUCUUCAUUCCACUGCACGGGUGGGGAUGACCAAAGUCGAUAGUGCAAGAGUAUAUCUGAGCUCACUGAAUCCCAAUGUAAACAUAAUAGCACAUGCAUCACGGCUAACCCCAGAGACCGCGCUGCAGACAGUACGCCCUUAUGAUCUUGUUCUAGACUGCACAGACACACCAGCAUCACGCUAUCUAAUCUCAGAUACAUGCGUGCUCCUGGGUAAACCACUUGUAUCAGCCUCAGCUCUCCGGACCGAUGGCCAACUAAUGGUUCUGAACAACCCACCACUACCCCCGGGAGAAGUCCAAGGCGGUCCAUGCUACCGAUGCGUAUUUCCCAAGCCUCCCCCACCGGAAUCCGUAGUCUCGUGCGGCGAUGGAGGCAUCCUUGGUCCAGUGGUGGGAACGAUGGGUGUACUGCAGGCUUUGGAAGCUAUCAAAGUCUUGACGCGUGAGACUGAUCAAUCUCCUGUCCGCUCGUCCACGCCAGAUCCUCCAAGUCUAUUGAUCUUCUCUGCUUACGCAAGCCCCAUGUUCCGCAGCAUCCGAUUAAGGAACCGAAAAGCGAAAUGUGCAGCUUGUUCUGCUCAGGCUAGCAUAAGUGCGGAGGCAAUCACUUCUGGCAGUCUGGACUAUGUACAAUUCUGCGGGGCGAUCAAUCCGGUAGAUGCACUCAAAGCGAAUGAACGUAUAUCUGUGGACAAUUACGCCAAAGUUCGGUUAGAGGUCAACCCUUUUACCGGUACGGAGCCUAGCAAAGACAGCCAUAUUUUGGUCGAUGUUCGCGAGAAAGUACAGUUCGACAUCUGUAAUCUUGAAGGCAGCGUCAACAUCCCAUUUUCUGUUGUGUCCAGUACCCAAGCUCCCAUAACCAGCUCCCAGAAUAAUGGUGAGCAGACCCCCGCUGUGCCCGAAUGGGUAUCGGCGUUGCGGAGCCACCCUGAAAAACCAAUCUUUAUUGUAUGUCGACUAGGCAAUGAUUCGCAGAUUUCUGUGAAAAAGAUGAAAGAGCUAGGCCUCGACAACGGAGGGCAGAGAUGGAUCGGUGACAUCAAGGGAGGGCUGCGAGCUUGGAGAGAAAACAUUGAUCCUGAAUUUCCAGAUUAUUGA
Aaosphaeria arxii CBS 175.79 is the source of this 1578-nucleotide messenger RNA. Its product is annotated as molybdopterin biosynthesis protein moeB. Gene Ontology annotation, cellular component: cytoplasm; cytosol. The transcript has 3 exons. The coding region runs from base 1 to 1578 and encodes 525 amino acids. Gene Ontology annotation, molecular function: thiosulfate-cyanide sulfurtransferase activity; URM1 activating enzyme activity; adenylyltransferase activity. The record is from RefSeq and is a predicted model, not a curated record. Gene Ontology annotation, biological process: tRNA wobble position uridine thiolation; protein urmylation. Lineage: Eukaryota; Fungi; Ascomycota; Dothideomycetes; Pleosporales.